CAUUGGGUGGGGGAAAACAAAUCACAAUAGAUCGCAGGCCAGCGAUUAUCUGAGCGUCGUAAACAAAGAGCUGUCGCUGGAAGCCCAUUGAUAAGGCGGAUCUUUGGACACUCAUACAGUACCGUUGAAAAAACCAAAAACUGCCUGGUCGUAUCUGUUAAGUUGGUGUUGGUUUGUGAGUCAGAGCCGAACAUGAGCAGGAAUAUAUAAUACAUUUUGGAUUAUACAAGUUGAAGGAGCAGAAACAAAAUUUUACAAAAUUCAAUAAAAAUGGCUGCUAGAGGGUUAUCCCAAAAUGGAGAGCACCAUUCGCAUGAUUCUCCGCUGGCGGCAAGAGUGAUCCGCCUGGACGUUGCGGGGGAGCUACCCCCAAACCCACGGCUGCGGAGCACUCUCAAAUAUGACACCGUGUGCUUCAACGCAGCCAUUUCGUUGGCUUUGUUUGCCGCAUUCACCAUGUUGGGGGUGGCCAUGUUUUUUCUUACGCCCUUAAAAGACUUACAGGCCACUCCCGAGGAGCUCUUUGCCCGGAAGCACCACAGCAUGGUGGCAAAGGAGCAACGGAUGCAAGUGGGGGGCAAGCUGAACCUGAGUCCCCUCGAAGAGAUGGCCAAUGCCCGGCUAGUCAAGCAGGCGGACAUGGAGGUGCAACGCUUGUGGGUGAACUACUCUUCGAACACGCCGCAGUUCCUCAAAGACCACAAGAUCAGUGAGACGGAUCUGUAUGGUAUGCUCAAGAGCAUGCCAAAGGGCGGACUGCUCCACAUCCAUGAUGCCGGCAUGAUGAAGCUUGAAAUUCUCAUCGAGCUCACGUACCGCGACGACCUGUGGGUCUGUGUCGGCAUGGACCACGUGUUCGAGAACUUUCGGUUCUCCAACGUCUUUCCCCACAUUCGUCCGUCUUCGGACGACUACAAAUGCAUCUGGAUGCUGAUGAGCAACUACCACACGUUCGAGUGGCGAGACCGCUACGAGGAGAUGCUCAAGGACGGUCUCUCGCUCCGGGAGGGUGGCUACAAGAACUCUGCAGAGCUGGCCUGCCACAUGCGCCGGAGCCAUCGCCUCAUCCAUGGCCUGGUCACGUACCAGCCCCUCUGGUCGAGCUUCCUGUUCCGAAUGCUCGAGGAUUUCUAUAGUGAUGGCGUCCACUAUGUGGAGCUGCGCUCUUCCCUGCCACUUUUGUACGAUCUGAAGGGCACUAACUUCACCAUUCUGGACACAGUCAGUUCGAUCGUUACCAUAUCGAAAAUGUUCAAGUCCACCUACCCCGACUUCAUUGGCAUCAAGAUAAUAUAUACGCCGGCCAGGGACUUGAAUGAUAGCCGCAUGGAUCAGUAUGUGGAAAAUGCCCGCCUACUGAAGACCCACUUUCCCGAUCUAUUUGCGGGCCUCGAUCUGAACACGUUCGGCGACGAGUGCACGAUGCCAGGACUGGGCGAGGCCACACAGCUCCUGCAUAUUGGCGAGGAGAUCGACUUCUACUUCCAGGCAGGCGAGUCCCGCUGCCCGGACAUGACCAAACCACAUGCGAAUCUCAUCGACGCAGUGCUUCUGGGCAGCAAGAGGAUCGGGCAUGCCCUCAACAUCCCCCAACAUCCAGAACUCUUGCGGACCAUGCGCCACAUGCAGGUGGCCGUAGAGUUGUGUCCGCUCUCUAACCACUAUAUGCAGUAUAUUCAAGAUUUCCGCGAGCAUCCGGCAGCGUAUUUGCUAGCUGCAGGCUACCCCAUCGUUAUGGGCUCCGAUUAUCCCCAUUUCUGGGACGCAGCCCCCCUCACCGACGACUUCUACGUGGCCUUUGUGGGCAUUGUCAGUGGGCGCGGUAAUAUUCGCCUGCUCAAGCAGUUGGCCCUGAACUCCUUCCUGUACAGCUCCCUAAGCUGCACGGAGCGGACGUCGGCCAUAAACCAGUGGAGCUGCAGCUGGAACAGGUGGAUCAAAGAGUUUGUGAACCAGACCAACAUCGCGCCAAUCGAAGAUACUUCGUAAUACUCUGACACUUGACAUGUCGUGUACUUUUGACUAGGGUUUUGGCUAGAUGAAUUAAAUUUGCUGAGUAAUUUUCCGGA
Molecule: messenger RNA, 2069 nt
Organism: Drosophila miranda
Lineage: Eukaryota; Metazoa; Arthropoda; Insecta; Diptera; Drosophilidae
Gene: Adgf-A2
Product: adenosine deaminase 2
Exons: 3
Coding region: 271-1989 (572 amino acids)
Biological process (GO): adenosine catabolic process; inosine biosynthetic process
Molecular function (GO): adenosine deaminase activity
Source: RefSeq, a predicted model, not a curated record